This is a messenger RNA of Propithecus coquereli (Coquerel's sifaka), 1243 nucleotides long. RefSeq names its product potassium channel, voltage gated subfamily E regulatory beta subunit 4 (gene KCNE4). Lineage: Eukaryota; Metazoa; Chordata; Mammalia; Primates; Indriidae. The transcript is spliced from 2 exons. Gene Ontology annotation, molecular function: transmembrane transporter binding; voltage-gated potassium channel activity involved in ventricular cardiac muscle cell action potential repolarization; delayed rectifier potassium channel activity. Gene Ontology annotation, cellular component: membrane. Gene Ontology annotation, biological process: negative regulation of delayed rectifier potassium channel activity; ventricular cardiac muscle cell action potential; potassium ion export across plasma membrane. The record is from RefSeq and is a predicted model, not a curated record.
AUGCAUUUCUAGACUAUAUAUCCCGGCUGCAGCAGCGGAGUUGUCAGAGUGCAGAGCCGGACGCAGGGGAAGAACUCUCUUGGACUUGACGACUUAGGAAUUCAGGACUUGGGACAAAUUAUCAGCCUUUGCCCUGCAGUGGGCAGCGCUUCGAUGCUGAAGAUGGAGCCCCUGAACAGCACGCACCCCGGCACCGCCGCCUCCAGCAGCCCCCUGGAGUCCCACGCGCCCGGCAGCGGCAGCAACGGCAACGAAUACUUCUACGUUCUGGUUGUCAUGUCCUUCUACGGCAUUUUCUUGAUUGGAAUCAUGCUGGGCUACAUGAAAUCCAAGAGGCGGGAGAAGAAGUCCAGCCUCCUGCUGUUGUACAAAGACGAGGAGCGGCUCUGGGGGGAGGCCAUGAAGCCGCUGCCCAUCGUGUCGGGCCUGCGGUCGGUGCAGGUGCCCAUGAUGCUCAACAUGUUGCAGGAGAGCAUGGCGCCGGCGCUGUCCUGCACCCUCUGUUCCAUGGAAGGGGACAGCGUGAGCUCCGAGUCCUCCUCCCCCGACGUGCACCUCACCAUCCAAGAGGAGGGGGCGGACGAUGAGCUGGAGGAGACUUCGGAGACGCCCCUCAACGAAAGCAGCGAAGGGUCCUCGGAGAACAUCCAUCAGAAUUCCUAGCACCCCCGGGCCUCCGGAGGCGGCUCCGUCAGCCAGCACCGUUAGAGAGAGGAAAGACAUUUUUCAAGUGUCUGGUUUCACUUUUGCAGUGCAGCUGCCACUUUGAAGAGACCCUCCGCAAGCCCCUGAGUCAGGAUGGGGAGGGGACAAGGCUCAGCCGAGCCAGCUGCAGCGAGGAGGCCAGGACGUGCCAGCGGUUUGGACUCGCCACUGAAAAAGCCCGGAAGACGAGAGCAGUGUGUACACUGACUGUGGGGCCAGGGUGUUGGGGUUCCUGUUAGGAAUUUGGCCGGAUGAUAUGCUUGUCAUGUUCUCACUGGAUGCCCUGGGUAACUCUGGCAGCACCUGCCCGUUCCCAGGGCUGCCAAAUGCCUAGGGCAUGCUGAGGGGCUAGUUUUGAUUUGCUAAUUUGCCUAGAGCUUUGUUCUUCCAGAUCUGAUUGGUUGCAAGUAUCUCUACUGUGUACCUGUGGCAUUACUUCACAGCUGGUUACAAGCUUCUUUUGGAUUAGAGGGGGAUAUUUGAUGGAGGAUUUUUGAUGGGAGAAAGCUGGAGUUCUGAACCAGCCCAUUUGCACACU